Messenger RNA from Leptinotarsa decemlineata (Colorado potato beetle), 3430 nucleotides. RefSeq lists its product as uncharacterized. NCBI's taxonomy places the organism in Eukaryota, Metazoa, Arthropoda, Insecta, Coleoptera, Chrysomelidae. The record is from RefSeq and is a predicted model, not a curated record.
GAUGAAACAAAAAUAUUCUUUAAAUAGGUCCCUCGGAUGCCGACGCACUUUCUCGAUACAGCUCGACUCGACGCCUGAGACGCUCAAUCUUGAAUAACACAAAUAGAUAUGUUAGUGGUUGUUAAAAUGAUAUACUACAACUGCCUCAUUGAUUCCAAUAUGAUAACUUUAGGUACAUUCAACUUUUGAUCGCCUGACGACAGUUCUCUUGAAUCCAUUAAAUUUUCUGUAAAAUAAGAUCAUACUUUUAAUGUAUCACUUAACUAGACCACUAGAGUUACAUUUCGUAUGUUUGGUGUGAAUCGUUCAACUUGAAAAUUGAAAGUGUAAUUAGUGUGUGCUGACCGAUAUUGAAGAAGAACUUUCCAACUGGAAUCAUAUGAUGAGUGAUCAAAAAUCCUAUGUUCCAUGGAAUAAAUCAGGUCCAAGUAUUUACUCAGGAUCUACACGAAUCAAGGAACCUUCUACUUCAACGGUGAAGAAAUCUACAGAUCUUACGAGAAGUAGGUUAGAUUCUACAAAGAAAUCGGAUUAUGACAGAAAUGCUUCAUCCAAAAAUAUUUCCAGCACAACUUCCUUUGGGGAUUUCAUGCAAGGUUUCAGACAGAAAAGUGAAAAUUCCAGAAUAAAACCAGCUCUGAAUAAAAAGGACACUAGUCAUCCUCCUACCAGUUACGGCCUUCUGCCACGAACAGGUUCACUGUCUCGAGACACCAGUCCUUUAAGGAAGUCGGAAAGUAUUUCUUCGGCAUCUACCAAAUUCAGCUAUAAUAGACUUUAUCCAAGAACACAUCAAAGAUCUCUGAGUCGCGAAAAUCUCGAACCUGUUACUCCUUCCGUAACAGUAACAAAUUAUUCAGGAAAAAAAGGAUCCAAUUGGAAUGAUACAACCAAAUAUAAUUCCAAAUCAGGCAUUUUGAAGGACGAUGUUCCCAAGUAUACUGGAAGAUUAUCAUUCUCUAGAGAUGACAGUCUUUCACCUAGAUAUAAGAUAAGUAGUCGAACUCCUUCACGGGAAGACCUCUCCAAGACUUCUCCAAAGUAUAUAAAGAGUCGAUUUCUACCUAAAAACUCCAUAGAAAAAAGUCAAACGGCAGCAGCGAAGAUUUCUACUACAAAAAUGAACGAACCAAGUAGAAGAAACAAGGAACUUAUGAAUGCUUUACAACAACAAGAAUACGAAAGGCUCAGUAGGUCUACGAGCAGAUGUUCUUCUCGUACUUCUGACGACUAUUUGCUCAAACAUAGUGGUAACGACAGUGUUGAAAAUGACAGCAAAUCUGAGAAAAAGAAGGAAAUAACAAUGAUUUCGAGAGGGACAUCUCCGGCACACGAAUCUACAGGUAAAAACAUUUCGAGACCUACGAAAUCAGUAGUGGCCAACAUCAUUGAAAACAAAAUACCCAGUACUAGAAAAUCUGUUCAUACAAUGAUUGAUAAGGGAAUUCAACCCGAGAGCAGUAAUACUUCUAUUGAAGUUUCCAAAAAUAUAGCGACACCUUGGUCAUCAUUUUUAGAUAUGGAAUUUUCCUGCCCCGAUAGCAAGCUUUCAGAUAAAUCAAAGGUUUUAUCUAGAACAAAUUCUUCUAAUAGUUUAUCGAAUGUUCAAACUUCCCACUCUGAUUCAAAGAAGUUGGUUAAAUCGUUGUCUCCAUCCAAGUCAAAAAGUAUUCCUACUAAACCAUUGAGCGAUAGAAAGCUGCUUCCACCGCAGAUACCGAAAUCUGAGAGUUCAAGCAAAUCCCUUCAUUCUAAGCUCACAUUUCCUACGAAUAAAGAUUUUAGAAAAUCAAUAUUGAAUAUGAAUCCAGACGAGAGUGCUAAGACAAAACAACAAAGUAAAUGCACAGACUCCGCAGGCUCACCAGAUCACGAAAUUGCUGACCCAGACAUUACAGAUAUUUCCGAAAAUUUGACCAGUUGCAGUUCCUACCAUAAUUCUUGUGGAUCAAGAUUACCUCAAAAAAUAUUAAAUGAAAAACUAAGAAGAUCUUCUAGUCGUGAAACAAAUAUUACCAAUACAAGUGGAAGUGACGAAGACAUGAUAAAAAGAAAAGGCAAACGUAAAGUUUAUAGUGGUACAUCGCCAAAAACUUCAUCUGUAUCAUCUGCUGAUGAAAUGUCUUCCAGUAAAUCUAUAGGAGUUCCGCAUGUAUCAUCGAUCAAAAGAGAAGGAAAUCGAACCGAGUCAGAUGCAAAAUCAUUUCUAAUGAGAGCACUGGCUCCUGUUACUAACCUUUUCAAACCCAAAUCUUACAACUCUUCAGAUAACGUCAAUUGGAUGGAAUCUGGAACAGAUACCGAAGCCACAAAUCAUACUGAAGCCAAACACAAUUCAACUUCCAAAGGUGACUCUAACGUGGGUUCUAGUUUACAGUCAGGAAUAUGUCGUUCUGAAAGUUUGAAACAGGAAAUUCAAAAAGUGGAAUUGAAACCGAUUUCUGCAAAACUAAUACUACAUAGAGUUGAACCUGUACAGAACUACUGUUGGACAAGUGAAAACACUAAAGCUUCAGAAGCUGAGUCUAAGGACUCAUCAAAUUUCAUUUCUGCAACAGAAAAGCAAUCACUUGAGCAACCAUUGCUGAAACAUAAUGAAUCUGGAGAAAUAGGUUGGUGGUUAGAUAAAAAAGGAGAUACACCUGAAAUUACAGAAAGUUCUCCAAAUCAAGAACAAUGUGAAAAACAGGAGGUUACUAAAAUACGAAGGAAUAAUUCUGGUAAUUCCUCUUGGUGGUUGAGUAGCAGCGACAAAACCAAUAAUUCUGAUCAUAAUGAAUCCUCAGGCAUCACUGAACAAAAGUAUUUAGAUAAUCACAAACUCAAACACAUAGACUCAGAAGAACGCCCUUGGUGGCUCAGCAGUUCGGAGAAUGUAUCUGAAAUGGUACAAGAAACCAAUGGAAGUAAUGUCUUGACGCAUCAAAAUUCUGACGAAAAACCUUGGUGGCUAGAAGGAGUUUCGGAAGCAAACAUAAAUAAUAGUAAUUUUUUUGCUGAAAAUGAAAAACAGGGAUACGCUACACGUCAUCAAGAUUCUGGAGAAAAACCUUGGUGGCAAGAAGAAGUACCUGAAGAAAAUGUAAAUGAUGAUGAAAUCGUUGAUCCAGAACCAAUAGGUGACAGAGCAAGCCCAGAGGGAUUAGAAAUGUCAGAAAUUAUUGAAGGUUCUCAAAGCGGUGAAGCAACUUCUUAUCACGCAUACAGCCGACCGUCCCAUUCAUUCAUAUCUAGACAUACUAAUAUCGAUGAAGUAUUAGGAUGUUCAACUCAAAUAUGGAGUCCGCUGGUGAAGAAAAUAUCUGAAAAUGAACAUAGCAGAAGUUGUAUGGAGAAGGAUGUGACACAUCCGAAUACACCUUGUCGCAAUUUUCUUCAAACUAGCGGAACGAAAAAUACCGAGCCAAUUUUCAGAUUCAACAUGGGAAGG